AUGCUGGACGCCGACUGCUUGAAACUACCCAUCACCACCUGCCACCCCACGGCGGAUGAGAAGUCGAUCCUGUUGAACAUCAUCUGGGACCUGAAGUCUCCAAAAGCGAAUUCUCUCGACAUCGACCCUUACCUGGAAUACUACGCGCAGCAAUGUCAUAUCUUCGGCCUGGAGCAAAGCGACUGCUUACCAGCCGAUGGAUCGCCCGAGUUUGAAAUCGUUGCCCAUAGAGACAUCUUAUGCGUAAUACAAAGCCUUGCAGCAGAGUCACGAGACAGGCCGGAUGUGGUGCAAAACCUCCCAGCAUUACGACCACCUCGGGUGGACGAGAAAGGAUCGACUGGCCGUCAGGAUUCGGCCCCCAACAACCGCGUCAUCAACAACGCAAUCGACUGGGCGGCGAGGCUGCUGACCAUGAUGGACAUUGGCCAGCCACACUGCGCUUAUUCCGCCCAGCGCCCGCUCCUUUGGGACAAGGGUUCGCUGCGUGGCUUCGUAUCCAGUCACUUCGAGCCCCCAAGGCAGAGCGCGGGCAUUGUGCGACUGCCCAAAAUAUUCAACGCCCGCAAUCUCGAACUCCUCGCCGGCAUCAAAGUGGCUUGGACCAAUAACCUCUCCGACCAUCUCAGGCUGAGGGAUGAUGACAAGGAGGUUCUCAUCUUCCACCAUGCAACCUUUCUCGAGCAUGGCCGCACGUACCACACCCAUCACCUACCCAACCAUUCGACCCAAAAGCUCAUCGUAUCGCACAGUGACAUGUUCCCCCCGGGCUUCUGCAAGGAGACGUUACGCACACUUUCUCUGCUCCUCCCAUCGUCCGAUAAGGCCACGGCCAAAUGGUACAAGAGGCAACGCUCGCUGGAAAACCUCGACGGCAGAGCGACCAAGUUACCACAGCUUCGCACCGACGACCGCCAGAUCGAAAACUUCCAUUUCUGGAGGGAGCGCCUGGUCAUCCUCAAGCAAGUCUUUGACGAAGCAGAGCCGAGCACCUUGUCGCAGUGGUGGCACGACAGGAGAAAAGGCCCGCAGUGGUACACCUUUUGGGUCGCCGUCGCCGUCCUCGCUCUGACUGUGUUCUUCGGCAUCGUCCAGUCCGUCGAGGGCGCCAUGCAGGUCUAUCGCGCUUACCACCCCGGCGGCCCCGAAGAGCACUGA
Molecule: messenger RNA, 1158 nt
Organism: Diplodia corticola
Lineage: Eukaryota; Fungi; Ascomycota; Dothideomycetes; Botryosphaeriales; Botryosphaeriaceae
Product: fad-type 2
Exons: 1
Coding region: 1-1158 (385 amino acids)
Source: RefSeq, a predicted model, not a curated record